Anopheles darlingi is the source of this 1572-nucleotide messenger RNA. Its product is annotated as phenoloxidase-activating factor 2-like. Gene Ontology annotation, biological process: proteolysis. The record is from RefSeq and is a predicted model, not a curated record. Gene Ontology annotation, molecular function: serine-type endopeptidase activity. Bases 31 to 1572 code for a protein of 513 amino acids. The transcript is spliced from 3 exons. NCBI's taxonomy places the organism in Eukaryota, Metazoa, Arthropoda, Insecta, Diptera, Culicidae.
CCGAUGAGCUUUAGUCGUUAGUUUAGCAUCAUGCGGCAAGGAAGUUUGCGAUCAUUGGUAAUACUAGGCGGAUUGCUCGGCUCCAAUGUCGUCCUGGCGCAGCGCAACGAUGAUGACUUUGUGUUUGAGACAUGUACGGCGCGUGACGGUAGUGGUGGGCAUUGCCGGCUUUCUUCUGAGUGCGAUGAUUCCCCUUUGAUCGACCUUAUAACGAUCGAAUGCUCGAAACAGGACCAUAUAUGCUGUCCAUCGAAACCAAAGAAACGACGCAACGUACUGGCGGGACUCGAUGCACUGCCAGAGUGCAGAUCUGGCUACGGGUACUGUGUCGUCAAGGCAGAAUGUAGUGUACGUGCUUUCCGGUGGCGUGACGAUAGGUGUCCAUCACCUUUUCACGUUUGCUGCGCUAAGGCGUCCGUUGUUGUUCCGGUACAUUCCACUACAGCACACCCAUCCACUACUACGACCGCAGACGUACCAUCGGCUACCAGUUCAAUACUGACGCUAGAUAAUCCUACCACGAUAAAAACGGAAGCCGCAACAUAUCGUCAACCAGUUACGGAGCUGGAUGAAUCGAACGUCUCAACAUUUCCGAAUAAUGUUGAACUGUUGACCGAACGAUCAGUCCCAGAGGAGGAAGUGAUACCACCAAUACCUGGUGCUGCCUUGCUGAGGGAUAAUUUUACGUUCAAAGGCUGCGGCUAUAGAACGAUGGAUGGGGUAGUGGAGCAGCUGGUACGCAACCAGCUGGACCGUGCCGAAUACGGGGAGAUACCUUGGAUGGUGGCCAUUUUCAGGAGCAUCAAUGGUAGUAGCGUAUCUACGACAUUCCGCCACUGCUGUAAUGGAGCCUUGAUUAGCGAGCGUGCCGUACUGACGACAGCUCAAUGUGUAAGUCGCUGCGGCGGCAGUCAUGUGGAUCAAAUGUUGGUGCGGCUAGGCGAAUGGGAUCUUAACUCUUCCAUUGAACCACUCCAACCGGAAGACUUUAGAGUGCUUACGGUGCAUAAACACAAGGACUUUAAUGUUCACUCACUGAUCAACAAUAUAGCGGUACUUGAGCUGACCGCUGAGAUUCACUACGGACCAACCAUUCAACCCGUCUGUCUACCAGAGGUACAUUACACGUUCAGUAGUAGCCAGGAAACGUUGCUUUUUACUGGCUGGAACGCUACAACUGGAUCAGUGCGGCAGUCUAGCACCGGACGGAACGUUCUCAACCUGGUUUUUCUCCAUCAUCACGAUCGGAGCGUCUGUGAGAAAGAAAUCCGCUACGUACAGAAAAUACCGGCAUUCCUGCUUCACAAAAGCUUCGUGUGUGCCAAUGUGCAGCAUGAGGGAUGGCCCUGUGGGGGUGAAGCUGGAGCUCCGGUGGUAGCAGAAGUGCCGGAGUCGGAUAACCGAUACUACCUGCACGGUUUAGUUUCCCGGGCAUACAAUUGUCAACAGAAUCGAUACCCAAUAACGAUGCUGACUAGCGUGUCCUUUUUCCGCAGCUGGAUCAAACGAACACUCUCUACUAUACAAAAUGCUUCAGGGACUGCCGUUGCUUAUCUGGAGCCAAAGGACUGA